Theileria equi strain WA is the source of this 1064-nucleotide messenger RNA. RefSeq names its product zinc finger protein DHHC domain-containing protein. Gene Ontology annotation, molecular function: palmitoyltransferase activity. NCBI's taxonomy places the organism in Eukaryota, Apicomplexa, Aconoidasida, Piroplasmida, Theileriidae. The transcript is spliced from 4 exons. The coding region runs from base 186 to 1064 and encodes 292 amino acids. The record is from RefSeq and is a predicted model, not a curated record.
CACAAUGUAUAAUAAAUGUGUCUAAAUUUGUUGUUAAUAUUCCGGAUUUGGAUAGUUUGUCUUACACAUUUAGACCCUUGAGCGACGCUCUUCCGGCAGCUUUGGAGAAAAUCAGCAAACGUAACACAAAACUACAUUAAUUUGGUCUUAUCGCACAAUAGCAUUUGUAGAUUAGUACCCAGAAGAUGCUAGAUCAAUCCACAGCGGCCAGUCAGUCGGAAGCACCGGCAAAACCAGUGAAGAAACGAGGAACAUGCUUCAGAAAUAUCGCCUACAUGGUUAUGCUUUAUAUGUACUUUGGAAUGAUGGGCAUUCUUCUCCGGCCAUACUUUCAUCCAUUGACAUUCUAUGGUGGAUCCAUGACUAUCGGAUUCAAUGUCAUAUUCUUGCUGUUCUUCAUAAGCUUCGUACGGUCUUCAAAUACUGACCCCGGGGUCGUUCCAGUCAACUGGGGAUUUUACAUGGGAGAUGACACAAAAAGAAGAAGAUAUUGCAAAGUCUGUAAUGUUUGGAAGCCUGAUAGGACACAUCAUUGCUCCGCAUGCAAUAGAUGUGUGCUCAAUAUGGAUCAUCAUUGCCCAUGGAUCAAUAACUGUGUUGGAUUCUACAAUCGUAAAUACUUUAUGCAAUUGCUGGUAUAUGCGGUUUUGGGUCUAAUGUUUACCGUGUUCCAUUCGAUAUGCUUUUUGAUAAACGAAACCUUCAUGGAAUCACCUCCAGCGGAACUCUACCCAAGUGCAAGUGAUACGGGAUUCAAGGCAGCCUCUUACAUUUAUGUCUGUGUUAUGAUCUUUGUUGGACUUGGGCUAAUCUUUGCUCUUAUUCCAUUCGUUCAAUUUCACUUUAGACUAGUUUUGAAGAAUUCUACGACAAUUGAAAAUAUGGAUGAAGCAUCCAGAGAUUCUGGAAUGUAUGAUAUGGGAAUUGGUGCAAAUUUACAGCAAGUUUUUGGCGUUAAUCCACUCUGUUGGUUUGCUCCAUGUAACCUUCCUUUGAACAGACCAGUUGGUGAUGGUGUAAGAUGGUCACAGUACUAUUAUACAAACAUCCCAAAUGAGCCUUAG